AUGUCCGGCAAGAUCGAUGUCACGGUUGAGUUCACUGGUGGCUUAGAAAUACUCUUUGACAAUGUUUCGAAGCACUCAUUGUCGCUUGCCAAUGACGCCGACGAGGGAAAGCCUCCCACCGUUAGGUACCUGGUCAAGUACCUCUGCAGCCAUCUGAUGAAAGAUUCGAGAAAAGAGUUGUUUGUGCUCGACGGCAAUGUUCGACCAGGCAUUCUGGUCUUGAUCAACGACUCCGAUUGGGAGCUCGAGGGCGAAGACAAAUACGAACUCGUCAAUAAAGAUACUAUUCUAUUCGUGUCUACUCUCCACGGCGGCUGA
Molecule: messenger RNA, 318 nt
Organism: Cladophialophora psammophila CBS 110553
Lineage: Eukaryota; Fungi; Ascomycota; Eurotiomycetes; Chaetothyriales; Herpotrichiellaceae
Product: ubiquitin-like modifier 1
Exons: 3
Coding region: 1-318 (105 amino acids)
Biological process (GO): protein urmylation; tRNA thio-modification
Cellular component (GO): cytoplasm; nucleus
Molecular function (GO): protein tag activity
Source: RefSeq, a predicted model, not a curated record